GAACGAAACGCAUCAGUCAAAAAUCAAGAAUUAUUUGUUAGAUGGGAAAAGGCAUUUCAAUAUGUUUGAGGUUUCUGGAUAAUGGAUCCAAUACCUACCUACCUACCUUAAUAUGUUAAACAUUCCCUCAACAUUAUCAGUUCCCUAAAAUUAAAACUACCCUAAGAAUACUACACAAUGGUGAUUCCUCAUAAUUAAUGUCAGUUAACAGUGAUGAUUAAAUAAUUAUAAUUGUACCAUAAUUGUGUAUUUUUCCUUUCUCAGUAACAGGGGUGCUUUCCUUCCCAGCUCCUCCUUCUAUCCCACAAUUUAACCUGCACACAAGGGCAAAGAGAUGUUCCUGCAAUACAUGGAUGGAUAAGGAGUGUGUGUACUUCUGCCACCUGGAUAUAAUAUGGGUAAACACUGGAGGACAAACCCUUCCUUAUGGAUUAGGGAACCUACCAAGGCGUCGGAAGAGAACAACACCCCGCUGUCAGUGUGAGGAUAAAGGAGACAGAGUAUGUGAAACAUUUUGCCACCAGGAAGCAAGGGACAUUGUUGACAAUAAAUCACAAGCAGUCCAUACGGAUCUGCCUCAAAAACACUUCCGAAAAGUAAAGAAAUCGCAUGUCAACCUCUUGCAUGUUUUACGAGACAUCUCAGCAUUGAGCAACCUGAAAACCAACCAUGACUCUAACCCUUCGUUCUCACUGUCUCUGAGUUGAAAGGAGAAGAGAUAAAAUAUGAAAGCAGAGACAGUGAGAGGUAGAGAGUAAAAAGCCUUAAAAUAAAAAAGGCUUGAAGAAAGGAGAAGGGUUCUUCCGUCAUUGGUUUGCAAGAUGGAGCUAUACUCCAUAACCAACGGCUGUUCAGCCAUACUUGUCAAGGGCGAGGCAACUUGUUUUCAUGGCCCUGAAGACUUUGACAUGGAGAACACAAGUGUUAAAGGACUUUUUUAAACUGUGCAUUUACUCAGCAAAGGGUUAUGAUAAAGUUAAUGGAAUAAGGCAUAUUGAGCUUUUUCUCCUAUUUCGUUCAGUUUUGGUCGAAGAGAUCCACAUCCUACAAUAAUAACGUAUUAAGAGUCAAGAAGUGAUUGUACUUUUUACAGAAUAUGAAGGCAGUGGAUAAAAGGGGAGCAUGAAAUUCCUGCACACAAAGAAGUACUAAUUAAUAUUGAAGGACUUUUGAAAAGACAAACAACAUCACUUUGUCCCCCAAAAAUGGUAUAAGACAUUUUUUUCAGCAUGGAAAUGUUAAGAGGCUAUUUUCUUUCAUAUACAGAAAGGAUGUGUAGCUUCAGAAAACAGCUCAGUUGGGCUCAUGGUCAUUUGUCUAAUGGUCACCAAUAGUGGAACAAUGCCAUCAUCUAGUAGGUGACCUCUUAUGUAUCAUUAAACAUUUAUUUUGAUAGAAUGGUAGGUUACAAAAUCAAGUAGUCAAAUAGUCUUUGUAAAAACUGGAGAAGAUUGAUGGCAAAGAAUUGGAAGCAAUGCCCGGCUCUCUUUACUGCCUGUAGUGAUCGGUAUUUGUGUGUGAUUUGUAUGUUAGACACACACACUGUUCUAUUGUAAAGCAUGUGGAAUAUGUUGAUUUUUUAUAAAUGUGCUACUAUGUUACUAAUACUAGUAAUGCUCAGUUGGAACACUAUACUGUGUAAAAGUAAAGGAGAUCCCAUUAAAAUGACUGCCUUAUUAAAAUAUUAACCGACCAUAUUCAAAAACAAAGGUUCACAUCUGGACAUGGUUAGUGUGUGUCCUUAUACACUACACAGCACUACACAGCACAGCUAAUGUGGGUGUGGAUCUGGGUCUGCGGGCCCCACAAAAGCCAGGGGUCCACCGUUUUUUUCCUGGUGUCCCACUGGCCCAUGCCGGCACUGGGCCCAGGAGGUAUAGGGGCCCCACGAAGCCCUAAUUAGAAUGUAGAAUUUCAAUAACUAUUGGUCAAACAGGUCAACGUCUAGACAUUUUGGGGACCUGCAAAAUAAUUUGCUCUGGGGCUCAGUAAUAUGUAGUUAUGCCACUUCUACACAGCAUACAUUUUAGAUGUAAGCAUUACAUUAUAAGAUUAUAAUGCAGUGCUGCAAAAAACAAGAGCACCCCAACUAAUCGUUUUGAAUCAGGUGUAAAAAUAGGUAGUAUUUAUAAUUAACAUUAUCCUUAUUUAGUAUCUCAUACUGAUGAAAAUGUGAUUGAUAAAGUACAAUGAAUAUUGAUGUCUUUACCCUUUCAUCAUUACCAUAGGUUAGCAGUCCCUAAAAUUGGGCCACCCAAUAAAGGAUACAAGUUUUCUCCCAGUUAGUGAAAAUGCUUUAAGGAAGGCGCAUGGUUUCAGAAUAGAAAUUCACCCAUGCUGAAUGUCCAGUCACAGUCUGCUAUGUUUCUCAUGCAUUAGCAAUGUUAAAUGGAGGGAGAGUGAAAAUGUCAGUGCCUGUCGAUGGCCAAUAAUAAUCAUUUGCUAAAAAAGGAAUAAUAUUAUCGGUAGAGUGCAUGUGAUUAUUGAAAAACUUGCUGUUGGAGGAAAUAAACCUUUCUCAUAUGGGUGGCAUCACCAUCAGACACUGGGAUCAGAGAGCGCUCUCCUCUGCAACACUCUACCAAUGGUAGAACUUCUGAUACGAGAUCAAAUGGCUUAGAACAGAUGUCUCCAUCUGGCCAUUAAUGCUGAAAUACAUUGAUAUACACAUAUCUGAUUUUAUUUUACCAUUUCGAUUUUUGUUUCUAUAAGUUUGAUGGAAUUUUGAAAUGGAGGCUUAAACCUAGAAAUGCAGAAUACUUGGUACUGGAAAGCUCUUUCACACAUUACUCAUCAAUGCUUAGUGGUCUCUCACAGCAUGGGAGCUGAUUUAAAUGAAUACAUGUUAGUCACAUGUUUAAGUUUUCUUUCAACAUGUCACAGAGGUUUCAAAAAUGACUUAUUGUGUAAGACUUUACCCAUGAGCCUCUCUCACUAAUAUAAGGGGUAUGGUCUUAGGGCAAAAGGCAAUUCUUCUUAUUAUAUUUCUUCUAUAAUUAUAGUUCUAUAAGAAUAAUAUUCAGAAUGGUUCAAUAUGAUGAAGCUUUUAUGUGGGCUUAUAAAGUGAUUACAUAUUUAGUUUUUCACAUAAUGUAUUUUAUCAUUUUGAUUCUGUACAUUGUUAAUAUAAUAUAUUGUCAACUUCAAAUGGGAUAUUUUGUUUAUAUUCAUAUAUUUUGACUGGGGAACAAAAAACCUUUCACUGUACACUUCCAGUGCAUACCAUAUUAAAAUACCUUUACUACAGUGUAUUGCCUGCAAGAAAAUACAAUAAAAUGUCAUAG
Messenger RNA from Xenopus laevis (African clawed frog), 3284 nucleotides. It is a transcript of the gene edn2.L, whose product is annotated as endothelin-2-like. The coding region runs from base 354 to 707 and encodes 117 amino acids. The record is from RefSeq and is a predicted model, not a curated record. NCBI's taxonomy places the organism in Eukaryota, Metazoa, Chordata, Amphibia, Anura, Pipidae. The transcript has 4 exons.